AUGGAUAAAAUUGGAAAUUUAAACGAACCAUUAUCUAAAACAUAUUUUUCAUUGAUAUUCAAUUCAAUACCUAAUAUAUUUUCAACCAAAUUUAGUGAAAAAGAUAAAGAAGAAUUUAAAUAUAUAAUUGAUGAUGUAGCUGAAGUUUUUAAAAAAGAGGAGAAUGAAAUUAAAAUAUCAACCUCAAUUAUGCUUUUUUCAGAAUUAAUCAAGAGAAUAACUAUUCUAUUUAAGGAUUAUAAAAUUAAAGGCCAAAUUGAAAUAAAUGGUCAAAUAAAUCAAAAAGGAAAACACAAACAAUACAUGAGAUUAUCUGGAUUCAAUGCUCAAACUUUCCAGUUUAUUUAUUCAAAGAUGCAUGAAAGCUCUGAUACAUCUGAUUGGUAUUUUACAGGAGAGAUUAUUUUGCGCAAAAAUAAUUUUAGAAUAGUAGAAAGAUCAAAAAAGGGAAGUGGUGUUAACCUACUUAAAAAGAUAAAUGAAUACAUAGGAAAAAAUUGUUACAUACCAACCGAUUGUUAUUGUUUUAUAAAGUGUGUAAAUUACAUCACAAACACAGAUUUAACAAAGGAAUUUCAAGAUUUCAUCAACAGUUUUCAAAAAUCAAACAGAAAAGGAGUUAUGACAACUGCUAGAAUCUCUCAAUUCAAUAAGAAAUUUAAUACUAAUUUUCAAAUCUAUAACCCUAAAGACAGUCAUUUUCAACCAAAGAAAGUAUUAGAGGAAUUUGAUUGGGUAUUUUAUUUACACAAAGAACAUUUCUGUUUGAUAAGAAGAAAUAACAAAGCUUUGGGCAUUAAAGAAAUAGAAGAUAAUUACGAUGAAAAUGUAUGGAGAACUUGUAAAGAUGAUGACGCUGUAAAGUGUUUCGCACAGUUAAAACUAAACGUGUUUUCGAACAUAUCCGAUAACUGUUUAUACGCUUGGGAUUGCGAAACCUAUUGCGAAAAAGAAACGAAUAAAUCCAUUCCUUAUUCUUAUUGUUGUACUUUAGUUAAUUUAGCAAAAACUGAGGAAAAGAUUAGAUGA
Messenger RNA from Lottia gigantea (owl limpet), 1029 nucleotides. RefSeq lists its product as hypothetical. The record is from RefSeq and is a predicted model, not a curated record. The coding region runs from base 1 to 1029 and encodes 342 amino acids. The transcript has a single exon. NCBI's taxonomy places the organism in Eukaryota, Metazoa, Mollusca, Gastropoda, Lottiidae.